AUGUUUAACAUACCAAACCCCUUUGCCCCCCAUGAAUCAUGGAAGACGAUUGCAGCAAGAAAAAGGCAGGAAGUUAUUGCCAAAAUCCCCAAUGAAUGGCUUUUGGAUGCCAAAGUUAUUAACGCGGCUCGAUCGCGCCAGAGCAUUGCAGGAGAUUUCUUUGAGGAGCUGCUUGAUGACCAAACGCGCUCAAUCACUUCCCUCGAUGUGACAGACCUUGUCGAGUCUAUGCGCAGUAAAUCUUGGACAGCUGUUGAAGUCGUGAAGGCUUUCAGUAAACGAGCGGCAUAUUCACAUCAGUUAGCUUUAGCGAGAGCGCAGGAGCUAGACAACUAUGUCAAAGAGCACGAUCAGCUUAUUGGGCCCUUACAUGGUGUUCCUGUUACUCUGAAAGACCAAUUUCACGUUCAGGGCAUGGAGACAACAAUGGGAUACAUUGGAUGGAUCGGCACAUUUGAGGGGAAGAAGAAAGAUGGUAAUGAAUCAAUUAUCGAGAGCGAGCUUGUUCGAGAACUUCGUCUUCUGGGUGCUAUACCCAUAGGAAAGGUGAGAGCAUACUCCGCAUACUCCACGCUCUCUAUACUUUAA
Messenger RNA from Penicillium verhagenii, 588 nucleotides. RefSeq lists its product as uncharacterized. Bases 1 to 588 code for a protein of 195 amino acids. Lineage: Eukaryota; Fungi; Ascomycota; Eurotiomycetes; Eurotiales; Aspergillaceae. The transcript has 2 exons. The record is from RefSeq and is a predicted model, not a curated record.